This is a messenger RNA of Closterium sp. NIES-67, 3616 nucleotides long. Lineage: Eukaryota; Viridiplantae; Streptophyta; Zygnematophyceae; Desmidiales; Closteriaceae. The record is from the annotation of a GenBank genome assembly.
CCACGGCACGAGCCAGGACCAGCAACUCGAGAUAUCCCAUCCUCCUCCCCUCCUGUCUCCCCCUCCCUCUGUCAGCCAUUCAUUUGUUGUUCUAGCUGCCUCGCUGCCAGCCAUCUCGCUGCUUCGUUGUCUUAGGAUCGGUCCCCCCAGCCUAGUUCCACGCUUAUUCGUCUCUUUUCGAGGCAGGCUGCCGUUGAUAUCUAAACCUUAAAUCUCUGUUGAGGUUACGAAAACUAUAGUUGCUAGAAGGACGAUCAAGAACGGCCAGAAAACUCUGAAGGUUGGCAGAUUCCGUGCGGUUCAGCACGUGUCAGCCUGUCCGCCGCUCGGAGCCGCUCGUUCCGUGUCCUCGAGUCCGAGCUCAAGUAGACUGCAAACGAAGCCACUAACGAGUCCCAGAUCGACGAUAACUUAUCGUUGAACGAAUUGUCGUGUAGCUCCUGAACACCCGCUCGUGUGGCACGCAUUUCUUAUUCGCAAACCGCGGCAUCCACUCGCGAUCCACGCUGGAAGCCACAUGGGGGAGAAGUGGGUAACACCGACCGGGCGGGCGCGGUCCUUAAAAGGCUCUUCGUCCGCACCGAGCCGCCUUAAGUCGCUCUCUAAGAUCUCCCUCAGCGACCGCCGGCUGUGGGAGCAGGAACGGCGGCGCCUGAUGCGGGCCGGGCGGCGGCCAGGGCUGCUAGAAAGCGAGGAGGAGGGGGAGGAGGAGGACGGGGAGGACGAUUCGGAGACGGAGGAGGAGGAGGAUAGCGACGAGUCGGACACGUGGUGCGCGUACUGCUGCGAGCAGCCCCGGCUGCAGAGCAUCUGCGCCUUCUUCUUCGCGCUCAUGCUCUUCUCGGCGCUGCUCGGCACGCUUUUCACCGCCGCCGGGCUCAUCAACCCCGUCAGGGACUGGCUGCCUCCGCCCGCGCAGGUUCGCCCCAACCGCCCCCCUCGCCCCGCGCAAGCCGACGAGCCGCGCGCAAUAGGAGUCUUCCCGCUACUCCCGGCGAGCGACCCGGGGCAGCUGCAGGCGCUGCAGCAGCAGCUGGAGCACCAGCAGAAGCUCAUUGCGGCGCAGCGCCAAGCCGCGCCGUCUUCCGCGCCGUCUUCCGCGGUGGCAUCCGCGGCGGAACGCACGCCGCAACAGCCGCUGCUGCAGAAGCCGCAGCAGCGGCGCAGGGGGGACGCGCGGACGGCUCCCCUGCAGCAGUUUCAGAAGCUCCGCCCGCUCGCUAUCGGCGCGCAGGGGCAGGCGCAGGCGGGUGGCGCGGAGCACCGAGCGGGGAAUCUGGAAACGGCGGAGCAGACGGGGCAAGCGUCAGGGGUGAUGGCGCAGGGGGGACGUGCGGGAGAAGGGGACGGGUCCGCGCAAGCGAGUGAGGUGAUGGAGUCGCAGCAGCAGGAGCAACAGGCGGAGCAGCAAGUGCUGAUGCAUGAGCAGGCGCAGGUGGAAGGCGCAGCGGCGCAGGGAGGGGUGAAACAAGUCAACAGCGCGGAGCAGGCGCAGGCGCAGGCGCUAGACGAGGCGCUAGGGUUCCGCGUAAAGAGUCUAGGGGGAGCGGGGAGCGGCGAAAGCGGGGAAACCACAGGGGCAGGGACAGGGGCAGGGGAAGGGGGAAGCAUUGGGGGGAGGGGGAGUGUAGGCGUGACAGUGGUGCCGUCGUCGCUGCCUGUCAUUGACGUGUUCUCGAAGCUCGACCCCACGACUGCUCGCACUGUCGCCAAGCUGUCGCCAGCGACCAUCACGUGCGACAAGGCUGUUCCUCUCGCCGCUGCGAACGCCCCUGGCGGGGGUCAGCACAGAGCCGCGCGGCUGCCCAACUGCGAGCCACCGCCCCAGGAUACGCCCUGGCUCCGCCCCUCUGCUGCCGCAGCCUCUGCUGCCGCUGCUAGUGGUGGCGGUGGAGGCAGGGGGCGUGUGGGGCCCGUGGCGGCAGCACGAGGAAGUGGUGGGAGUGGUGCGGAUUCGCGAGGGGGAGUGGGCGGCAUCGGGGGGGUGCAGCACAUGGCAGCGGGAGGUGUGGCCCAGACAGGCGAGGUGCAGGAGGGAAGGAUGCACAUCCCUGACAUGGGCAUGGGCAUGGCAGAACAGGCAGGGCCACAGCGGCACGAGGAGCAGCGGCAGCACCAGAAACAGUGGCAGCAGCAGGGGCAGCAGCGGGAAGGGUACCCGUAUCAGCAGCAGCAGCGCCAGCCGCAGCGGCAGCAGCAGCAGCAGGCAGGGCGGGCAGGACACGUGGCAGCGGAUAGAGAGAUGGCAGCGCCAUUCCAAGCUUGCGUGGACCACACGAAAGUGCAGCGCAUGGCGGAGCAAUCGGGGUGGCCGUAUCUCUUGGUGCAGGGCCGGCACCCGGGGCUGAUACAGCAGGAGCAGGCGCUGAUGCGCGCCUUGUGGGUGGCCAAGGCGGUGGGGGCGGUGCUGGUGCUGCCGCCGCUGGUGACGAGCGUAGCGGCGCAGGGGCGCGUGAAGGAGAGCGGCAUGGAACGGCUGUUCAGCACUCACUUCUUCAUCACUCAUAUGUACUGCUCCUCAGGCAUUUGGGUGGUGCCGCAGCUUCCAGGAAGCGUCUGGGACCGGCUGCCAGCAGGGGUGACCGGGGAUGACGUGGACACCUUGCUGGCGCUGCCUGGUGGCAUCGCGCAGCGCAUCCCGCGUGGCAUAGUGGCUGCCAGCGGGGACGCUGAGGAUGCUGCGCUGGCAGAGUGGACGGACGCCAUGAGGCAGAGAACAAAGAAGGGCGAGGUCCGGCUGCUGGUAUACAACUCCUCAGACCCCAUCUCUUUCACCACCUCACAGCAGCAACAGCAAGAGCAGCAGCAGCAGCAGCAGCAGCAGCAGCAGCAGAGGGUCAGGAAGAACGCGAUGGCAGCACUGCGGCUGGCGCCGCCCAUAGCAUCUGUGACCACCCAGCUGUUGCACUUGCUGCGCAAGGCAUACCAGGCGCGCUUCGGCGACCUCUCCCGCUUCCACUUCGCCGCGCUGCACUUCAGCCUCAACGCAGGGACAGGGGCGGAGACAGGGACAGGGACAGGAGAGGUAGGGACAGGGGCGGAAGCAAGUGCCAGCAGUGCAAGCAGCAACAGCACCGGUGCCCCUUUCUCUGGUGACCUUGCUGCUGCCAGCCUGCAAGCUGCUCGAGAGGCACUGCUCACCCUGCUGGACCCCUCCAAGACUCUGCUCUAUGUGAUCAUGCCCCCGGUGCCCCACCGCACAGCCUUCCUCAGGGAGCUUGCUGAGGCGUACCAGGUGGUAACCAGGGAUGACCUCAUCAGUGACGUCAGCAGCCGGUUCCCAGAGGGAGAGGUGCAGACAGCGUUGGAGCAGGGGAUGGCAAAGGAGGCCGCUGUGUUCAUGGGUUCGUUCAGUUCUGAGUUCUCGCGGUUUGUGUUCCAGCUGAGAUGCUUCACGCGGCCACUGCUCGGGCAGUCGCAACGGGCAACUGUAUUCUAUGACCUUGGGUUUGCCGUUGCUCCGUGCCACGUGGACCCAUAGGAAGCGGACAACGGCUUGAGUGCAAGGGGUAGAGAUGCUUUGCUGGGACGCAGGAGCGGGGCUCUGACUGACUGUUUUUUAGUAUAGUUGGUGUGGCUGUUGAUUUUCUCAAUUGAAUGAAUACCCUCUAUACAA